GUGAAAAAUCUAAGUGGGCCGGAGUUUUCCAAGAGCCCAAUUCCACUGCAAUAGUCAAAACCCUAACAAACUCGGCCAGAGCUCAUUUCCGGUGAGCAAGCUCCGAAGCAAAAACCCAUACAAAAAUCUCAAAUCCAUGGCCAAUUCUCUGAUUAACAAAACUCUAAACUCACUCAGAAGAAACCCCAAAUUUCUCACAGCACUUUCAUCCCAAUCUCACAUUCGCCUUUUCACAGCCUCCAUCGCCACCGCCCAUGACCGCCCAUCCGACGGCCCUUCUUCUUCCUUCACAUUCUCAUCCGAUGACAGCAUUGAAGUCAAGGCGCCGAGGUCGAAGCCUGAAACGAUUUCGUCGUCAUCAGUGACGAUGCCGAUGUCGUUCAUGACGGGGUCUAUAGUGGGAAAGAGGUUCUACAAGGAGGCAAAGAUCAGAGAGGCUGAUGAUGGGAUUGGAUGGACGGUUAUGCUUGAUUAUCGGACGCUUAAGACGCCCUCCAAGAGACCCCUCAAGCUCCCUACUUUGCCUCUCGCUAAGGCCAUUGCUGCAGAGUGGGAAUACCAGCAAACAGAUGGGAUCAGACCCUUCACGAUGCCUCUAAUGAGACUUGCUUGUACUGCAUUGGAAAGAGUUCCACUCACACGAACUAAGGUUAUUGAGAAUUUGAUGAAGAAGUUUAAUCAAGAUUUGGUCUUCUGUCGAGCUCCGGAAGAUAAUAAUCUGACAAGUGGUGUCCAUGAAUGUCAAGUGCAGAAAAUCAAUCCUUUACUUGAUUGGGUAGAGUCUGAAUUUGGCUUUAAGCCUGUUGUCUACUACAGCUUUUUUGGUGGAAAGCAGGAGGAUGGUCUCAUAAAGGCAAUAGAUAACAUUCUGAAGAAAACGGAUGACUGUGAAUUGGCAGCAAUUGAUGCUAUUGCAGGUGCAGCACAUUCUUUGAUCAUUGCCAUCGGGAUCUUUCGUGGGAAAUUGCAGAUUGAGGAAGCAAUUGAAUUGAUUAGAAUUGAGGAAGAUUUGCAGGUGGACAGUUGGGGUCUUGUUGAAGGUGGCCAUGAUGUGGAUAUUGCUGAUCUCAAGAUUCAAUGACAAAUGGAAGGCGAGUGCUUGCUUGAACAAUAUUGGUGAUAACCCCAAUGCAGACCAUGAAAACAGAAAGCCAAGCUACUGCCAACAACUUCAUCCUCGUGAUGAUGUGGAUCGAUAUGAUUGAUAUAAGAUUAGCUCCACAGUAGGUUAAGAUUUCUCUACCAUCUGUUUAUAUAAGCUUCUCUGUAGCUUAGGAGAAGAGUAAACCUAAUACUUUUGAUUUGGCUUAGAAACUAUGAUGCAAUCUUUAUAUGUCUACUAAUAUAUGUAAAGAAUCAUCCUAUGAUCGUGUGAUUACAAUAAUCUCAUCCUUCGGUUGGUCUAGAAUGUCU
Corylus avellana is the source of this 1413-nucleotide messenger RNA. Its product is annotated as ATP12 protein-like protein. Gene Ontology annotation, cellular component: mitochondrion. The record is from RefSeq and is a predicted model, not a curated record. NCBI's taxonomy places the organism in Eukaryota, Viridiplantae, Streptophyta, Magnoliopsida, Fagales, Betulaceae. Gene Ontology annotation, biological process: mitochondrial proton-transporting ATP synthase complex assembly.